Messenger RNA from Maniola jurtina (meadow brown), 3258 nucleotides. RefSeq names its product zinc finger protein 271-like. Gene Ontology annotation, molecular function: DNA-binding transcription factor activity, RNA polymerase II-specific; RNA polymerase II transcription regulatory region sequence-specific DNA binding. The transcript has 4 exons. Gene Ontology annotation, cellular component: nucleus. NCBI's taxonomy places the organism in Eukaryota, Metazoa, Arthropoda, Insecta, Lepidoptera, Nymphalidae. The coding region runs from base 223 to 2763 and encodes 846 amino acids. Gene Ontology annotation, biological process: regulation of transcription by RNA polymerase II. The record is from RefSeq and is a predicted model, not a curated record.
GGAAAGUUAGGUUUUUGCUUGGGUUUUUUGAUGUUUACGAUAUUAUUAUUGUAAAAAUAAAGAGCACUUUAAUUUUCAGAUCUCCAGGAAGUUUCUUAAAAUUAGGUACAUUAGAAUAACAAGCAUCUAUCAGCAACAGAAUUUCGCCUGCCAUGUGGUGUGGUAGUUUACUCACAGCAUUUCCUAGUCGAGGACCUCUGUGAAACAAGGACUGGGUUCAAGAUGCUCGGAGAAGCUCCUUUUGUGAUAAAUGGCGGGGGAACAGGGUUGCUUAAAUUAAACCAGAACUCAACAGACGUGGACCGACAGGAAGGAAAAGAUGUAAACAAAGUUGCCGAAGAUGCAACAAGUGAAAAAGCAGACGAGUCUAUCUUGGUUAUGGACAGUAAAACACUUUUCAAACAGGAGCCUUUAGAGCAGGACUGCGAGGAGACUUACCAUAAUGUCUACGACUCGUUGUUAGAUGUGGUCAAGCAUGAAUUAUGCAGCGAUAGUCCAGAAUUAGAACAUCAGAGUGAUUGUCAUGUUAAUACUAAGGUAGCAAUAACAAGGUUCAGUUUUGAAGAUGUGACCCCAGGACAUAAUAUAAAAACACACAUUAAGGCGGAGUCUUCUCAUGCUGAAGUGAGUUUGCCCGUGGACUGCGCUCUCACACUGGACGCACCUUUGGCACUAGAACAUGCGACGAUCUCAUUCUCGAAGAUAAACGAAGCCUCUUCACUGAAACAAAACUGUGUCAAUCCAAGAAUACAACAAACAUCAAUUAAAGAAGAAACAGAUUGUAAUUAUCGGAUGAAAAGAGAAGACAUUGCAAAGUGCAGUAGUGCACAAAGGUGCUGGGGUGGCUCAAGUGAAACUGUAAAUAAACAUGACUUAGCAAAACAUGUGAGAACUCACACUGGUGAAACUUACUGUUGCAUGUACUGUAACUUUAAAUGUACGACUGCAAACUGUCUAAAAUCCCACUUGGGGAUUCAUACAGGUGAAAUACCUUCUACCUGUAACUAUCCUACUCCAAGUCUGCUAAAAUUCCACACGAGGACUCACACAGCUGAAAAACCCUUUACUUGUAACCAUUGUGACUAUAAAUGUUCGCGAAAAGAUCAUCUACUGACCCACAUGAGGACUCACACAGGCGAAAAGCCAUUUAACUGUAACCGUUGUGACUAUAAAUGUUCGCGAAAAGGUGAUCUAAUGAGCCACAUGAGGACUCACACAGGCGAUAAGCCAUUUAACUGUAACCAUUGUGACUAUAAAUGUUCGCGAAAAGGUCAUCUACUGACCCACAUGAGGACUCACACAGGCGAAAAGCCAUUUAACUGUAACCGUUGUGACUAUAAAUGUUCGCGAAAAGGUGAUCUAAAUACCCACAUGAGGACUCACACAGGCGAAAAGCCAUUUAACUGUAACCAUUGUAAAUAUAAAUGUUCGCGAAAAAGAAGUCUUCUGCUCCACAUGAGGACUCAUACCGGUGAAAAACCCUUUACCUGUAACUAUUGUGACUAUAAAUGUUCUCAAAAAUCUAUGUUAGUAGCCCACAUGAGGAGUCACACAGGUGAAAAACCAUUUAACUGUAACCAAUGUGACUAUAAAUUUUCGCGAAAAAGUAGUCUUCUGCUCCACAUGAGGACUCAUACCGGUGAAAAACCCUUUACCUGUAACUAUUGUGACUAUAAAUGUUCUCAAAAAUCUAUGUUAGUAGCCCACAUGAGGAGUCACACAGGUGAAAAACCAUUUAACUGUAACCAAUGUGACUAUAAAUUUUCGCGAAAAAGUAGUCUUCUGCUCCACAUGAGGACUCAUACCGGUGAAAAACCCUUUAGCUGUAACCGUUGUGACUAUAAAUGUUCGCGAAAAGGUCAUCUACUGCCGCACAUGAGGACUCACACAGGUGAAAAGCCAUUUAACUGUAACCAAUGUGCCUAUAAAUGUUCGCUAAAAAGUCAUCUACUGACCCAUAUGAGUACUCACACAGGCGAAAAGCCAUUUAACUGUAACCAUUGUAAAUAUAGAUGUUCGCGAAAAAGUAGUCUUCUGCUCCAUAUGAGUAAUCACACAGGCGUAAAGCAAUUUAACUGUAACCAUUGUAAAUAUAAAUGUUCGCAAAAAAGAGGUCUUCUGCUCCACAUAAGGACUCAUACCGGUGAAAAACCCUUUACCUGUAACUAUUGUGACUAUAAAUGUUCCCAAAAAUAUAUGUUAGUAGCCCACAUGAGGACUCACACAGGUGAAAAACCAUUUAACUGUAACCAAUGUGACUAUAAAUUUUCGCGAAAAAGUAGUCUUCUGCUCCACAUGAGGACUCAUACCGGUGAAAAACCCUUUAGCUGUAACUAUUGUGACUAUAAAUGUUCGCGGAAAGGUCAUCUAAAAAGCCACAUGAUGAUUCACACAGGUGAAAAACCAUUUAACUGUAACCAAUGUGACUAUAAAUGUUCGCGAAAAGGUCAUCUAAUGAGCCACAUGAGUAGUCACACAGGUGAAAAACCAUUUAACUGUAACCAAUGUGACUAUAAAUGUUCGCGAAAAAGUAGUCUUCUGCUCCACAUGAGGACUCAUACCGGUGAAAAACCCUUUACCUGUAACUAUUGUGGCUACAAAUGUUCUCAAAAAUCUACGUUAGUAGCCCACAUGAGGACUCACACAGGUGAAAAGCCAUUUAACUGUAACCGUUGUGACUAUAAAUGUUCCCAAAAAGGUAUGUUACUAGCCCACAUGAAGUUGAAAAAGCUUUUAUGUGUAACUACUGUGACUAUAAAGUAGUCGGCCAUUUUUCUUUUCUUUUUUUUUUCAAAAUAGCAGCCUUAUUUACCUUUUAUGUUUUCAUCGUAGUACCUAAGUAUAGUACGCGACAGGUUGAGAUGGCAGUUGGUGUGGGGACGCCCCGCACACCCGCACAGCCCAGCUCAAACUAUCAAAGUUAUUCUGGUGGCGUCAUCACUGCAACAUCUAGAUUCUAGACAUUAGUAGGUACCACUUUGAUAGCUUAUAUCUCGAUAACUUGACACUUCGCAAGAUUUUGUCUCAUACGAUGCAAUAUUGCAUCAGCAAUAUUGUUUAUAUUGAUGAGCUAUUGAUUAAUAUAGGUUUUACGUGUGGCCACUAUUUUAUUUUAUUUAUUAGGUACAGGAAAAUCUACAGCAGAAUAUUAGAAUAAAUUUCUUUAAAGCUAAUUACAGAAAUAUGGCCAACUAGAGGAUGCCCGCGGCUUCGUCCGCGUGGAAUUUCGAUUUUUUUAAAUCCCGUUGGAACUACUCU